AUGGCGAACUUACAGCGACCAUCGUCACAGCCACAACGAUUUUUCCAAACACAAAGCCCGUCAUUACCCUUCACUACUCCAGAGUGCUUACGUAGUGGAUGGUCUUUGUCUGUCUAUUCUGAUAAUGAUCACCAUAUUUCUUAUGGUCGUUCUUCCAUUGAAGAUUUGAAGGCAGCAUAUUUUGACCAAAUUAGAAGGGAUGAAUUAAGACACCGAGUGCAUCGAAGUAUUCCUACUCCAUCUUUAUUUGCUGCAUCUCUGUCUUCCGGUGGUUUUUCCCUUCCUAACAUUGCCGAGGCGGCCAAUGAGAGUAGCGAAAAUAGCAGUUCAUCUUCUGUCAAGGAGAAAGUUGGCUGCGGGGGGCUUCCUAAAAACAAGCUGGAAGGCUGUGCAUCUUCUUCUCGCCCUGCAUCUGUUGACAUUGAUCAUCUGAAGGAACCGCAAGAGACAUCGCAGAACUUUCGAAAUAUAGCAGAAAGCCAGCCGAAAAAUCCGCUUUAUUUUGGAGAACAUGAUUUUAGCGGGCCAUCGGCGCUAAAGAAAACUGGAUCAAAGACUCAGUUGCUUUAUCCUCCUGGAAGUCUAGAACAGAUUGUUUCGGAAAAAACGCCUGUGGAAAGACCAAGAGAAAGGGUUGUUUACGAAAAUCAGCCGGUGCCUCCGUCAAUCGUUGCUGUAAACAUAAGCGAGCCAGAAAAAAAUUCUAUCAAUUUGCAAGUUGAUCAUUCUUCUACAGCCAGUGGUCGACAGAGUGAACCCCCGAGACGAUCUCGUAAGGACGACUUUGAGGACCAGAAAAAAGAACCGUCUCUUUCACCACAGUCAAGUGUUGCAGGCAAACAACAGCCAAAGUCAAUUCUUAAGCAACCUUCCUCAUAUCUUCAGAAAGAGUUUGUCAGAAGCGACUCUGCUAAGCAGUCUAGUAACAGGCAGGCAGAGUGGCAAGAGCAGUAUUUUGAACCUGAAAUGAUAAAUGCUCCCCUGUAUUAUCAUGGUGAUACAUCUCAGAUGCAGGAGAACCCUGCUUAUCAACAAUCUAUUCGCUCAGACAGUGCAACAGCAGAAAUGCAAAAUGAAGAGGAACGUUUCAGAAUAAUGCAGGAGAAUUUAAGAAAGCACAGGCAACGCUCAAUAACUCCUCAGCAUCGUUAUCCUCAAACUUCGUUUAAUGGUCCUUUUUUUCGUCUGGAAGAAGUAGGACCGUCUCAACGUUAUCGAUCUCAGUCUACCGCUCCAAUUCUAACAAUGCAUGAAACAUCUCGUGAGGAUAAUCGUUAUCCACAGGAAGAGCUGAGUCGCUCGGAUUAUAAAAGUCAUGAAGCCGAACAUUGGAACGAAUCUGGUGACGAGAAUCGGUUACGCAGAAUGAAAAUGAUGUCGCUGUCGGAAGCAGAAAUUGCACGUAGACGUUCUGGAAAUAAUGAUGAAGAAAAUCAAGAAAGAAGCGAAUCUGUUGUUAUUUGGCCUCCUCCAUCUGAAAAGUCAAGGCCUCGGUCAGCUUCAGUUAUGGCAAGGAACAUUACAGAUCCGGAAAGGAUUGAAGAAUAUCGGAAACAAAAACAAAUGGAGUUGGAAGCAAUGAGACGUCAUGAGGAGGAGAUGCUUCGAUACCGUCAAAAACAACUUCAAGCAAUGCAGCUCCAACAGCAGCGAUUGUAUUAUCAGCAGAAUGCAAGCCUAGUAAAUGGCCCUGUCGAAAUGAUAGACACUUUACAGUUGAGCCCAGAACAGAUGAAUAAUUCUGCAAUGCAUACUUCACAGCUUUUGUCUUCUGAAAGGGCUAUCCCGAUGAGACUUCAGGAUCUUCCUUAUGAUGAACCACAAAUGCGAGUUUUUGAGACGCGACCGAUAUCGGCUCUUUCUGAGUCUACUGAUCCGCGUGAUUUUGCAUUUUCACCGAUAUCGUCCACUUGGAAGAGAACUUACGUUGUAGAACCUAGUGAACCUGCUGCCAAAAAUGAAAUAUUAACCAGUAGCGAAUUGCUAAAAAAAGAGCGCUUUGAUGUGGAUUUACUUAAACGCCGUUCUGCCUUUGUUGAGAAACCAGAACCCCAACCCGAAAUUCUUCGUACAGGUAAACGUUGGCAACCUCCUCCUGAACAACCCUACAUAUGGCCCUCAGUGCGGAGGCCGAUUAGUGUCGAACCAGGUCAUGAGCCUAUCAUUGACUUUGCACCAGGAUAUCCUAAGACAGCUGAUGAUAGCGAGUACAAAUGGGAACCAGUAGUUUACGAAACCGAGUUUAAAAAAGAAAGAAAGAAUUUUACUCCUACUAAUACACCUCCUCAUUCACCAAGAAGAGGCAUGGGCACUGGCCCGCUUGACGAUGUAGCCAAACGGCAAAUAAAAUACCUUAUUCAACCAUCUCCAGAUGGUAGUCAUAGGCCUAAACCAGCAUUUGGCGGUCCGAGGGCUACUCCGAGUGGUGGUUUUUAUCCUCAUGCUCCCAACGCCAUUAAGAUCGUUAAAAAGGUACAUCCGGCAAGUUCACUAUCGCCUAAAGCACCGAAUCAAGAGGAAGAAGAAGUAGAAGUUAUACACCAACGGAACUUUCACCGUUUAGACUUAAGUUCAUCACAACAUAUGAACAAGUCUCUACAUGAUCACAGUGUACAACCCAGCUCUUCAUCACAAAAAUCUAAUCAAGAACUUGCUGAUUGGGAAAAAAUCUAUGAUUUACCUCCUCAUUCGUCAACAAUUACUGGGAAGGAUGUGCCAAAGAAUAUUGACGUUCGUCGGCGCCUUGCGCUCUUUGAAAAUGCAGCUGCAGGUCUUGCUGUUGGGCGUAGACAAGGAACACGCAGGACUGUGAGUGCUGAUUCUGUGAGUCCUCAUCUGCAGUCACAAAAUCAUAUGCAACAUUCUGCUGAUGGUCGACGAAGUGCACAGCAGUUUAUAAAAUUUCUGCUUAAAUUUGCUGUUUUCCAUCAUAUAGAUUCCAACUUGCACGCCUUAUUACAGUCUGCUCAGGCGCAACAACCAGCACAACAGCAGAGGAUGACACCGAAUAGCAGUGGCGGGUCACUGUUACGUCGUAUGGACGUGCCACUAAAUGGUGCUGGAGUUUCAUCCCAGAGCAAUACUUUUGUGCAACAGGAACGAGGUGGUGGAAGACAACAAUAUCAGACGGUUUCAACGAAUUCAGACCCUAAUGCUGCUCUAGUUCAGCCUCAGCAGCCGUUGUCAGCGACUGCACAGCGUCGAUUAACACGAAUUGCUCAGUUGACUAUGCAGAGUGUACCUCCACCUAGUUAUGAAAGAGCCCGACCAUAUGUUCCUCCACCACUUCCUCCUGGAUAUCGAGUCAGUCAAAAUAUAUCUAAACAGCAUGCCCGAGCACAUCCUUAA
This is a messenger RNA of Enterobius vermicularis (human pinworm), 3348 nucleotides long. Lineage: Eukaryota; Metazoa; Nematoda; Chromadorea; Rhabditida; Oxyuridae. The record is from the annotation of a GenBank genome assembly.